Molecule: messenger RNA, 617 nt
Organism: Cinclus cinclus
Lineage: Eukaryota; Metazoa; Chordata; Aves; Passeriformes; Cinclidae
Gene: PHPT1
Product: phosphohistidine phosphatase 1
Exons: 3
Coding region: 2-370 (122 amino acids)
Biological process (GO): peptidyl-histidine dephosphorylation
Cellular component (GO): cytosol
Molecular function (GO): protein histidine phosphatase activity
Source: RefSeq, a predicted model, not a curated record
GAUGGCGGGCGAGGCGCUGUCGCGGGUGCCGGACGUGCAGAUCGAUGGUGAUGGUGUCUUCAAGUACGUGCUGGUACGGGUGCGCGGGGCCGGCGCGCCCGCCAAGGACGUCGUGCGAGGUCACGGUUGGGCCGAGUACCACGGUGAGGGGCCCGACUUGUUUGAGCGCACCGCGGAGGAGCUGGCGCGGCACGGCCUGAGCUGCGAGUGCCUGGGCGGCGGCCGCCUCUCCCACCGCCCCGAAGAGAGGAAGAUCCACGUCUACGGGUACUCGGUGGGCUUUGGACGAGCUGACCACGCUGUGACCACAGAGAAGCUGAAGGCCGAGUAUCCUGACUAUGAGAUCACCUGGGCGGAUGAAGGGUACUGACUCCUCUGUCUGUGCUGCCAGCCCAGAGCUGGCACAGUUGUACACAGCGCUGGGGUGAUGGCAGCAGGCUCCCCGUGUUCAGCGGUGCUCCAGGCUCUUCUGAUUUUUCCCUCUGUGUUGAACUGACUCGUUCUCCACUGUCUAGACUGUUCUCGUGUGGGGUGCUCCCAGCUCCCUAGCAUGGCAAAGCUGGUGAAGCCAGUGGUUGCUCUGCCCCAGCCUCCUGGUGCCACAUGUAUCUGUGAGA